Molecule: messenger RNA, 4495 nt
Organism: Didymodactylos carnosus
Lineage: Eukaryota; Metazoa; Rotifera; Eurotatoria; Philodinida; Philodinidae
Source: the annotation of a GenBank genome assembly
UGAUAGUACCUCAGGUUCAGAAGAUAUUUUUUUGACAUUUUCUAACGGUCUAACAAUUGAUAUUUAAAUGGCAAAAAAAUGUGACCAGUAGGGUUACUGGCAGCAGUUAAAUGCCUGUUAUCUGACCAUUUUUUGACAUUUAAAAAAAUGCGAAAUAAAUGCAUUUAAACGUUUCCAGUUAUAAUGGCAAAAAACGGGGUCAAAUGUCAUAAAAAAGCCAUUUAAAUGCUUAUUAACAGCUUAUUAAAUGGCAUUUAAUUGGCAAUUAAUUACACCGUUUUCGACGUCCUGGAUACCAUAUAAAAAUUUGGAAAGCAGGUUUUUAUCAUCAUAAUCGAACUGAGAAUGCAAGAAAAUCUAUAGGAAGGUGGUUUUAUCAGAACCAACGUUUAAAAUACUGAGAUAAUACUCAAACAUACUUCAUUUUUAAAAGUUUAAUAUCUCGUGAACCUUACAUGGAACAUUCUUCAAAGUUGUAGAGAAUAUAGUUCAUGUCCCACUCUAUAAUAAUAACCUUAAGUGGUUUGUCGAAAAAAGGGAGAACAUGUAAAAUUCAUCGCGGUACUGAUCAAUUCGCACUGAGAGUGGCGCCGAAUCCGAUAAUUUUGCUAAAAGAGUAAAAGUCAUUUUCGUCGGGUUCUGCAUCAGUUAUGAAGUCAGAAAAGACAGCUUGUUACGUAACUUGAUGCGCUCUAUAAAACUAGAUUGGUUUUAAAUGAAGCGGAAAAACUUUUGUAAAAUGUGGGACACUUCAGAUGGAUUUAUCCAAAUACGUUGACAGCGAUUGUCGGUAACAAGUCAUCGGAUUACUUUCAGAAUAUGACUUAUUCUGAAUUAAUUCUCCGUCCAUCUUGGGCAAAAAAGUAAUUCCUAGUGAAAUUUUUUGUAACCCAGAUCUUGAAGAAAUCCGGAUAAGAUAUUUUGAAAUACUGCGUAUAUUUUUCGCACACUUCUUUGUAUAUGACAGUCACAGACAUCAUCAGAAUAUACACUGGCUUAUUAUAAUUUUUCUACGGUACACGCAGUAGGCAAGAAAAGUAUGAAGUGCGUGCGGUCGCCGUAGAAACACAAUUUUAUGCGGCAGUUCUGCUAGGCAAAAAUCAUUUUUUUCCUUCAAAAGUACGAGCCCGUACUAGUGAGAACACAGGAUUAUAUGUGUGUACGCGUGAUCGUGAAGGCCUAUUGUUGUAUAGCUAUGUCUAGGAAAGGAAAAACUUCCAAUUUAUUCUUAGCGUGAAAAAUUUCAUACUUAUAUGUGAUGAUGAAUCGAAAAAUAUACUAGAGAAACGUAAAGCAAAAAUCUAAUGGGUUGCUCGAGUGCGACAUCGCACUAACUCAUUUGGGUUCACUGAUUGAAUGCUCUUUGGGACCAUUAAGAUUCUGCACGUGACGGAAUGCCUAAUGGCACCGCGUCCUGUAUCGGCUGAUCUUCUCAUAACAAUUUCAUUUCAUUUAUGUUAAAACUUCAUGUGAAUCUUCAUCUUAUGAAUGUUGUUUCAUUGAUAUUCUUAUUAGCACAUAAUCUUAAGUGAGCACUUAAUCUUAACUAAGAUUAAGUGUAGUAGUAUUACUCACUUUUCCUGAAUGGUAAUACUACUAGUAUUACCAUUACACUUAAUCUUAGUUAAGGGUUGAUCUAAUUCUUGGUGUUUCAUCAGAAAUCCUAAAUAUCGACUUAACUCUUUCUGUUGACCGAUGUUUGGCUUAGCUCCAUUAACGAUGGUCUUAAGUUGAGCAUUUGGCACUUGUACACAAUAAACACAUCGUAUACUGUAGGUAUGUGUGAGAGUGAGAGUAAGCAUUCUGUAGAAACACCAAGCAUUGGCUUAAGAGUCCUCUAGAGCUGUUUUGAGUUAAUGUCAUAAAAUGACAUGCUUAAAUAAACCAAUAUUGACUUUAAUUUUUAAGUUGUUGUCAUAGACCGUAAAGUGAUUAGACACUGUACGUUAGAUGUAUUACUCUGGUAUCAUAAAGUAUUCUUCUUCAUGUUUUAGACUACCUCACUUCAAAAAAUGUUCACGCAAGAAUAAAAAAUGAACGAAUAUAAUGAAAAUUUGGGGUUAUUUGAAGAUAUUGAUAAAAAGGACAAUUACAAUUCAAUCGAAUGGAACAAAAAGACAUUUCAGACAUUGCUGGUGUGAUUGAAUACGCAAAUAAUGCUUCAUACAUCCUUUCAUAGAAAAAAUGUUUUUUCUCAAUUUAGAAAUUAAAUCAUAAAUCAAAUCUUACUUUCAGUUAUGCUGUGGAAGUGGCUUUAAGACGUUUAGAAAACAGUCUAAGAGAACCGUAUUGGGAUGUCACGAAUGAAGCAUUGACGGAACAUCAAUCGAUUAAUGAUGGUUUAAUGGGUUGCGCCACACUCUUCUUGUUACUUCAAAACAAAACCUGUCACUUAGAUCAAUCUCAUCAACAGCAACAAUGUUUACGUUCAAUGUAUGAUCGAUAUUUGAAACGUUUAUUUAUUACGAGUGAAUGGACUAAAACAAUAUCUGAUGUGAAAAUAAAUGAUAUUCAAGAAAAUUAUUCAAGAUAUAUUUCCGUUAUAGCUGAUCAAUUAUUUCAAACUGUCCAACGUCGAAAUUUUCUUCAAUUUAUCGACGAAGAAUUUUUGAAAAAUGAAAAUGAAACAGUCAGUGGUUUUGUAUUAAUAAAUGAAGUUUUAUUUAGUAAAACAAAAAAAGAGGAUAUUGAACAAAAUCUUAUACAAAUGGGAAUUAUGAAAACACUUAAUCACUUGAAUGAUGAUACAUGGAAAUUAAAUUAUUUUAUCUGGAUUUUAUGUUGUAUGGUUAAACAAGACAAUGUAUCACUUGAAACAUUAAAAUAUUACUUUACAUCAAAACAGUUGGCAACAUUAUCGUCGAAUACAGUCGAUCUUGAACAAAAUAAUAUUGAAUCAUUGAAUGAAAUUGAUCUUCUUAUAUUUUUAAUUUUUUGUUCAUAUCAAAUAUUACACGUUAAAGAUGGAGUUAAUCCUUAUCAUCUUUAUACACUUCAAUUAUGUUCAAAAGAACAGGCAAAUUGGUGGUCAAUUGCUAAUAUAAAUCACGAACAUGUUGAAACAGAUAAAAGUUUAACGACUGAUGUUCAACAAUCUUUUUCUGAUGGUUUGAGUAUCAUCCGUUUGAAUGGUGAUCAACAUAAUCUGCCACCACUACCGAUUAUUUUGAAAACUGCACGAUUAUUAUUGACGACAGCACAAAUUUUAAAUUCAAAACAGGCUCAUCGUACUUCAUGGUCCUAUCAACAAUAUGCUAAUCGUUAUUUAUCUGUAGCAAAAUCAAUAAUGAAUACCUGGCCAAAGAAAACAAUGGAAUUUUCAAACAAAACAUCGAAUGUGAAAAAUCAUCAAUUAUUUACUUUUUUGAAUAAAAAUCUUAUAGAUGAAAUGAAAAAUACAAAUGAACUGUUAGAACAAUGUAAUGAUUUACAACGAAACAUUGUCUCAAUUGAGCCUGAAGAAGAAUAUCAACCACGAACAUCUAGUCCAACAUCGAUCAAGAAUGAAAAUUCGUUUAUGCAAUCGAUAAUAAGUCCUGUUGUCGAAACAAAGGUGAAUGAGGAUGUCACAGAUGCGAAUAAAGAGGAAAAAAAUAACUCUUUUAUACCGCCAAUAAGUGAAAUGAAAAUUGAAGAGAAGCAUGAUACGGUGACUGAUGAUCAAACAACUCGUUCAUCGAUUAAUGAAACGGGCGAAGAAGAUAAUGAACAGGUUCAAUCUUGUUCACUUCCAUUUGUUGAUUUAAUUUUUAAUCAUAUGGCAGAUGUUAAUCAAUGGAUAAAUAAAUUUUGUAAAAGUAAUGAACUAAUUCAAUAUGAUAUCAAUACAAUAAGGGAUCGAUUGGAAAAAUUAAAUCGUGUAACAUAUGAUAUGGUCUAUUCAAAUGUGAAAAAAAUUCAAAAUUUUCCAACACCAUUUGAUGCACAACCAUUUACUCAACCAAAACAUGAUGAACAACAACAUGUUAAUUUGACAACAGAUUAUUCACAAAAGGUGCAAUUACAAGAUAAUUUUAAUGCUUUAAAUCAAUGUCAAAUACAAACAAAUCAAAUGUUAGCCGAUUUGACACAACAUACCAAUAGUAAUAAGAAUGUAUCAUCUUAUAUGAGUUCUAUCAUUACUGAAAAUCCUUUUUCGUAUACAUCUGCUCUACAACAGUUGCCAAUGUUUUCUCAACCACCACAAACUAGUAUAUCAUCAAAUAUUCCGUUAUCAACAUUUCCAGACGAACAGAUUCAACAGCAAAAAUUGACUGAUGAAAUAUAUGAUUAUCCAGAUGAAUACGAUUAUGGAGAAGACAAUGAAGAUGAUUAUGUUGUUGAAGAAGAACCAACCGAUGAUAAUUCAAAAAUAUCAAAUCAAGUUGAUGAAGAUGAUGAAGAAAAUUAUAGUGAUUAUAGUGAUACCGAUGAUGAUUCAUUUAAUGCCGAUAUAAUUAAUUGUAUGACGGAUUUAAAACAACGACAAAUGAUGAAUAAACCAAAAGCUCGAUAA